GUAUACUGAAAUGCGUCCGUUUGUUCAAACUGCUUUUAAUACCGCGGAAAAUGGAGUUACCAGCUUCAUAUUAUGGAAAUAUUGACAGAAGAAACCCAGUUAUUACAGGUUUCAAACGAGACAUUCACUCGUUUAUGACAUUAAUGAGACAAGUCACUUCAAACCAGGAGCACGGCUCCUAUGCUAAAGGAAUUAAAGUCCUUGUGGAGAUAUGGAGAAAGUACAAACAUCGACUGCCUACCAGGCUAUACCAGGAGCACAUGUUGCAGAUUGCAGAUUUUCUUUUUGGACUGAAGCUAUACCAGCUGGCUCAGUGGCAUGGCUACAGCCUCCAUCUGUUGGAGUUCACCUCAGUGAAAAUUACGGACAUCACAGAUGUCGGACACUUUAUGGCCAGCUUCUUUCCAGAAGGUUUUGAUGCAGACCAAGAUGUAUUUGCCAUGAAGAUCCGUGCAAUGCAGGGCUGUGCCCUUUGCAUAUUUGAGGAAGAGAAAAAACACAGCGUCCUGAGCCAGGAGGGCCUCCAGAAACUUCUUCGUGUGCUGAACUUCAUCAGGAUCAUGAUGCAAGCUCUGCAACAAAAUGAAGCCUUCUACCACACAAUAUAUGAUGGUUCAGUCCACAUUUACUCUAUCUGCCGUUACCUGAUGACCAUGAAGUGCAGCGCACAGGCGCUCGAGUACCUUCUGUGGGCAAGCAUCAGUGUGGAGCUGUCUCUUCCUCUGAUGACUACAAAGUAUCUGCCAGCGAUAGUCACACUGUACUGUGCCGUCUGCCACUGUUACUAUGACAACCAGGCUGAGGUGCAGGCAGAGGAAUUUGCCAGAAGAGCUUUGGGAAAAAUCAACGAGCUUGCAAAGCUGGAUGAGCAAAGUGAAAUUUCUCAAAAUAAAGAGACUCAGAGAGCCUACAAAGAAGCUUCGAUCAAGCUGGGCACCAUGAUAUUUAAGCGGGCAGUGUUUGAAGGCAGAAAGAAACCGAAGUUCUCAUUGAAAUCCAAAGGCACCUUGAAAGACAUAUCCCAUGGGCCCUGGCCUCGUACCCAAACAGAGCGCAUGCUAUUGAAUCUCUUUGACGGAAGAGCAGGACAGUUUUUGGCCAUUUUGGAAGCACUUCAGAACAGCAGUGCUCGUCCACUUCAGAUGAAGAUGCCAGAUGACCCGGAGCUGCAGGAAGUGAUUGUUGAGCUCCAGUUUGCUGGCAUCUCUAUACUGUCAGGAGUUGCAAGUACCAGUGAGCAAAGAUGCGACAAACACCCGAGCCUUUCUCCUACUGUACUGACACCAACUUCAGAUCUCCUCGAUCAAGCGAUCAAAGGUGAAGACGCAGUGCCCAUCAUGUCUGCAGUCAGGUUCGUCAAGCUGCUGCUUCAGUACAAGCAGCCAGACUCAUUCAUCGCUGGACUCGUCAGAGAGAUGCUGCACAUUUUAUCUGGUGUGGACGGUCACUCAUUCAGAAAGGCGGAGCGGGAGCUUGCUUUGCUUGACAGUUAUAACACUGUCCUGUCUUCCCAGAGGCGCCCACCUCGAGAGGACAGCAGGACCCCUGACAGGCGUAAGUCUUCACUGUCUUUAGGUGAUGAGUUCACGGCUCUGGUACACACCCUGCACAAGGCUGCUUGUGACUGUGCUCCUGAUGAGCAGGCAGACGGAGACCUUGUUUUGGAUAUUGCAGUUUUUUUGUGGAGUAAAAUGAAGGAGGUGAUACAGAAAAGUCAGCUUUCCACCCCAGAAUUCACUCUCCACUUACAGACCACUAACAGUUAUGAUCAGUUGCUGUUGUGUCUAUCUAUGCUAUGCAAAGCGGCUUUUUCCUGUGACCUAGCAGUAGUGGACUGUGAGAUGAUGUUUGAGAUGGUCUCCACGUUGAGGAUUCUGCUCGAUAGUGCUCCUGAACGCUUCACUCAGGCACCGCAGUCUGGCUUCGUUGUAAAUCCUGAUGAUGACAAGUGCUCCUCUGUAGAGCUGCUGCAGAAGGUAUGUGAAGCGGUGGAGAAGGGCCGAGAGACCGUGAGAUGGGAUAUGCUGCUGUCGCCUCAAGAUCCCUCAGCAGUCACAGAUUUUGCCUACAUGCAGAAAUGUAAUCUUCUUUCUCCAUCAACUACAUCAAUGCAUCCCUCGUCAUUUCCAGAAGAGGAAAAUAGUAAAAAUGAGAUUAGUCUGAAGGAAAAAGAAAAGAUGGAAACUAAAGCUGAAUCCGAUUUUGAAGACUCUCAACCAAGUCAUUCCACAUGCGUGUACCUGCUGGCCAAAGAUCUGCAUCUGGAACUGGACCUCAUCUUCCACAAGGCUUCCCUGUUGCUGCUGCAGCUAAACGCAGCUUCAGAGAUUGAAAUGUUGGACCGAAUCAAAAACAACAGGGUGUCCAAAGCGCUUUUCUUGAUCCAGAAGGCUGCAGUCGUCCACAGGGACCCAUUUGAAAGCAGCAGAACCUCUAAACUGCUACAGGAGGCCUCCACCUUGAUUGAAAAAGCAGGCGUAGAGGAGAGAAAAGUGUACAUGUCGACUUGUCAGUCACCAUCUGAAAGUAAACGCGAAACGAAGACUGAGGGAGCGGAAAACCCGCCACCUCCCCCCAUCCUGCUCUCACGCACUGAUCACUCCUUCACCUUUCUUCCUGCUCCCUACAACUUGGAGGAACAAGUGUGCUGGUACCAGCUUUACGGUCGAUUAGCUGAAGGCAUUAACCGAAAGGUUCGCCUUGGAGAUUGCAGCCUGCCAGGAACUGGAAACAUGGUACCAGCUGUAUCUGGCGAGUGUGUGCUGAAGGUGGAGGGACUGGAGCCCAACCAGAAGUAUGUGUUUGCCGUCGCAGCCUACAACAGCCAGGGCAGGCUACUGGGCAACGCUAUCGGUGGGACGACAGUCCCGGUGCUGGCCUCCGUCCCGGUGUCAUUGCUCUCCUCAUGGGCUCACUUGGCUCAGGUGGCUUUUCAAACAGAGCAGUAUGCCAUUGCGAAAAGAGCCUGCGGGGAACUGUGGAGCCACUAUACCUGCACUGGCUCUGAAACCUGCAGCCCACAGGAUAGAUUUGCCACCACAGGAAUCCACAGACAAACCCUACACCGCUCCUCUCUUCACCUCUGCCAGUUGUUCCUCUCAUCCGUCUUUAUUGAAACAGAGAUCAACAUUCAGCAGGGAUCACUGUAUUGUAACUCAUUCAGUGAAAAUGGACCGUUUGUCUGGGAACAGGAAGCCAGACUGGCUGAAUGUGAGCGAGCGCUUGUUGCCAUGGACUUGGCCAUGUAUCUGAAUGAUGGUAGCGCUGCUUUACAAGCUGCGGUCAUCUGUUACGGCCUCCUGGCGCCUCUAAUCUUCCAUCAGGUUAUUUGCCUGCCGGUGGUUCAAGUGCUGAAAAAAUGCUUGGUGGUUUUGGAAGAGAAUUCAAGUCUUCUCAAGCAAAAACGGGUCGGAAACACCUCAGAGUCCUUCAUGCACAUGGUAGCCUGCAUCACUUACUACCUAUCCAAGGCACUGCGGAUACUGCGGCAGCAUGAGGCAGCUGCUGCGGUGAUGGACUGCGGCCGCAAGCUGCUUCAGGAGGUCUAUGAUGCCCAGAGAGCGUCAAAGGGUUUAUUUAAGGUUGACCCAAAGAUAAGUCUUCAGCUGAUGGCGCUGCAUGAGAAGGACAAAAGGAGAAUUCCACCUGAAACCGUUCCCACCACAGAGAACGUGUCUGGCUGUGAGGAUCUCUCAUUGCUGUAUGAGCUGAUUUCCAGCAGCACAUUGAACGACGCCUAUCAACAUGUAAUGACGCUCACACGCAAUCCGUAUUUUGCUGAGUUAUCUGCUCUGCUGCUCCAACGAGCGAUGGAAGAAGGCCAUCCAAAUCUUGUGUUAGACUGGGGGAAAGCCAUAUUCCAAAUUCUUUCCAGUUCAAAAAAGGUUGUUGAGGGGAGCAACCAGACAAAAGGAAGGAACAAUGUCCAGGCUUCAAAAGGAAAUGAUGCACCCCAGCAGAAUAAAGACGCACCAUCACCUGAUGAAUUAAGAAAGCGAGUGAAGCAGAAAAUGCCACAUAGCAUGCUGAAGAAAGUGAGAACUAACAGAGAGAUGCACCUCGUGGAGAACCUACUCAAGAGGAUGUCAUUUAUUGUGCGACGCAAUAAAAAGCAGCUUCAGCUGAGACAGCUGUGCCGUGACCAGAGUGUGUGGAGAUCACAUCUUAACUACAGAAUGGCUCAGGCACAUUUAGCUCUUCUUUAUCAAGGCCUGGAUAAGUUGCAUGGAGGAGCCCUGCAGCACAGGUACAACCAGUUUGAUCCCUGGUCUUUCUCUCUGGCCAAUUCUGGCGUCAUGGUGCAGAGGAGCUCACAACGACACCAGUCUUCUAAACAUGCUGAUGUUCUAGAGAGACUCUCCUCUCAGUUUGAUACACUUCAUCUUGAAGUUCAAAAAAACAAAACAGAGGAAAAGAAAGAUGGAACUAUAAAGAAAGAUGUCCAUCAUGAUGAUUCUGCCAAAGAGGAGAGUAGUGAGAGUGAAGAAGAAUCCUCCAAACCUGUGGAAGAGCAGGUUGAGACACAGGGACAUGCUGUUGCUUUUCUGGAUUCCCUCAACAAAGUUGCUCUGCAUCUUCGGAGAGCCAUGGUGCUGGCGCAUCGCGGCAGCCACUGGAUCUCUCUGCAGUUUGUUUGUCAGACUGUGUGGGACCAAAACUCCGCAAUCACUCUCCUUGUGCAGAGAACCUCUCAGCUUGAAGGUUCCCCUCCGAUCACUGCCGAUCAGCUCCACGGUGUCUUCUCUCCACUGCUGGUUCUGGCCACCGAUCUCAUUAUGGACAUGCUGAACAGACUCGGGUUAUGGAGCUUAUAUGACAAGGAACUGACUGAGGAAGAACUCGAGACCAGUCUCCACCUCUCAGCCCCGCUGGAUGACAACACCCGAGUGGAUCUGCGCUGGGUUCGUACCUUGGUUUUACACACUCUGGAGGAGCUCCAUGACAGUGGCAGGUGGGAAACCCUGGCCCACUUUGGCUUAUUGUUCAACUCAUACACACGGGAACGUUACGCAGUGAAGGUGAUCCCUCUGCUCGUUGAUGCUCAGAGGAGGUUACUUGAAAGAAUAAGUUCCUUUGAGGGACCUGCUGUCCCACAGCCACACCACGUCAAGACACACCAGGUCACUGGUAACCAGGUAACUUGCAGAAGCUAUGCAGACUGUCAGCUGCUCAGUGGGUGGAGGCCUCACGCCGCACAGAAACCGGCCAAUAGCAAGAAAGUGUCUCUUAACAGCAGUCCUCAACAAGCAGCUAGGCUUAAAGAUGCAGAGAUAAUGCUCUCCAUGUCCCGUGUGUGUGUUCCUCUGGAUGUGGAAGACACGCUAAGAUGCUAUAAUGAAGCCCUUGAGAGAAAGCCUCAUUGUCUUCAGGUGUUCCAGCAUGGUCGCUCAUUGCUGGUGCGGCUCUUGGCACACACACAGCCCUGUUUUGUGGCACAGUUCCAGCACUGUGAGAGCAGAGGGCUCAGCCACUCAGCGAGCCAGGUGGAGUUCUCUCCUCUUGUUAAGCCCACACCAAACAUCCAGAGCAGUGAUCUGACAGAGGAGGAUUUCAGUACUCCAAAUGCAGUCUACGCCCUCCCGAUUAGUCCUGACCACAUGCCGACGGUCGUUGCUGCAUACUCCACAGCAAUAAGAUAUCUCCAGGCUAAUAAUCGUGAAUGCCUGACAGUUCAGGCACUUCAUGAAAUUGGAAACCUCCAUUUCUACAACGGAAACACCCGGGCAGCCCAGUCCAGCUGGAGUAAAGCUGUAGACUGUGCCCUGCAGUGCUCUGGGGUUGUGGACACAUGGGAUGGCGUGUCCUACGGAGGUGGCUCCAUGCAACAAACCCUGAGACAGGCUGGGAUCUGGGGUUGUCUGCAGGCUGCUGUCCUCUCUGCCAAAAUUGCACAGUAUAUCUUAACUUUUGAUAUCAGUCAGCGGACCACAUGCUGCCUCCUGUCUGCUCACCUCUUUAAGUGUGUGCUGAGUUGCUGCAUGGCUCAACCGCAGAGCGACCUCCAGUAUGCCUCACACAGCAUUGUCAGUGAACUCCUCCCCGGCACUGAUCUUUUCUCAGAACCUCACAGAAAUCACGUCAGCACCACCGUAACAAGCCUGAGCUUCGUUUGCCACUGGCUUUUCACCAAAGGCUACUACAUCACGGUGCUGCCUGUCAUCGCUCUUCACAUGCAUUUUGUCUGUAAUGUGUGCAGAGAUGUACAACGUACUGUGGACUGCAAAAUAUUGAAGAUACGUGUCCUGACUCACCUGUGUCUGUUCACUGAGGCUGUGAAGGAAGCGUGUCAGCUCACACAAGGAUCCGGUGUCCUUUUGCCUUAUGGACACUACAUUGCUCAAGCUAGUCCUAAACCUGUGAAGACUUUCUGCAGUGACAAGUCUCUUCCAGACAACGCGGAGGCUCUGGAGGAGCUUGUGAACUGUGACUUUACCCCAGAGGUCCGCACGUUGUACGGUCCCACACUGUGUGUUAGAUUUAACCUUGCUCGUGCUGAGCUUGUCCUGGCACUUGCUGACUCAGAAUGUGGCAGUGCUGUACCAGCUUCUGACAGCGCACAGUUUGGUUUGGUGGCCUCACAGCAGCAAGAAGGAGACACCAAGGACACUGAAACCUCCAGCCCAAAGACAGAGGAGCCAAAUAUCACUGCUGCCUCUGAGAAGCAGAAACACAGCCUAGAGAGCAUUCAGUCCUUCUUGCGAGAAGCCGUGUCCUCCUUGUUGCAGUCUGUCUCGCAGCAACUCUCAGCUCAUGUUUGUAGUGAAAUGGAAAACCUGGAACUGACGAUAGAAUUGAAUCUCCUAAAGGCCAAGCUCCACCUGCAGCAAGGACAUGCUGCACUGAGUACUGAGGUAGCAGUUUCAUCUUUGAAGCUGCUGCAAACAUCACGAGGACUUGAUGGAGGAUCCAUGCCUGGACUGAAACAUGUCAGUGAUUCAUCAGGUGGCCAGAAUGUCGACUGUCCGAGAGCAGUUGAAGCGAGUGAGAGAGUUGGAGCAUCUCUGUGGCUGCGCUGCCGCCUGGCUUUGUACCACAGCCUGACAGCUGCCAGCCCAGGAAAUACUCCUCUGUUACCAGGUCAGAACCAUAAUGACCAGGCGGCUCUGGUGUUGCAUGAGGGCAUCAAAGAGUGCACGCUUUGGGGAGAACACGACACUCAAGCUCUACUGAUGGUGGAAGGUGCUGAGCUGGAAGCAAAGCGAGGAAGAAGUGAGGGGAGCAUGGUAAUGCUGCAGAAAGCUGUGAGCAUGCUCUCCGGACGAACACAUAUGCCACCGGGAUCCAUUGUGACUUUAGCUCGAGCCACUUUGCUGCUCAGCGACCUGCGAGGCGUACAGAGCACCACGCUUCUGCAGCUGACACAAAAGCUUCUGAAAAAUCAGCUGUCUGUCUUUGGUCAGCGCGUCACUUUGGUUGAUGGGAGAAUGUGUGUCUCUACCCCUGGACCAAACAACAUCUACCUUCCUUAUUUACAGCUGCUGAACCAGACUACUCUGCAGAUCGGUCACAAUCUCGCUCAUGAGGCCAAAGGAAGCCCGGUGACUGAUCUGUCAUCACGAUCCACUUCAAGGCAGAGUUCACAACAGUCCAAAAAGCCUCAGGGAUCUUCAUCACCUUGAGAACUCAAGCACGUCUGCUCUGAGAAGACAUUUCACUGCUCUAUUCCGGUCAUGCAUAGAUAGGAAACAGUUUCAUGUGGGUGCAGACAUUGUUUUAAAGAGAUUGGGGUUGUGGUGGCCAAGUACACAUGUAGUCAUCUCAGUGCUGAAGCAAAUAUACGCUAUACCACACAACACUGCAUGUGGUUAUCAUAACGUUGUUUAUGUUUUUGAUUGUACCUUAAUUCAACUGUUUACUUUAAAAAUAAAGUAUUGCAUAACA
Molecule: messenger RNA, 7881 nt
Organism: Salarias fasciatus (jewelled blenny)
Lineage: Eukaryota; Metazoa; Chordata; Actinopteri; Blenniiformes; Blenniidae
Gene: cfap54
Product: cilia and flagella associated 54
Exons: 57
Coding region: 51-7619 (2522 amino acids)
Biological process (GO): cilium assembly
Molecular function (GO): protein binding
Source: RefSeq, a predicted model, not a curated record